Molecule: messenger RNA, 13000 nt
Organism: Haplochromis burtoni (Burton's mouthbrooder)
Lineage: Eukaryota; Metazoa; Chordata; Actinopteri; Cichliformes; Cichlidae
Product: endonuclease V
Exons: 8
Coding region: 136-894 (252 amino acids)
Biological process (GO): DNA repair
Cellular component (GO): nucleolus; cytoplasm
Molecular function (GO): RNA endonuclease activity producing 5'-phosphomonoesters, hydrolytic mechanism; single-stranded RNA binding
Source: RefSeq, a predicted model, not a curated record
CAGUGACCCCGCCCUCAAAGUCGCGUCAGCAGUACGGAAGUAAACAGCCUUCUCCCUGCUGCUGUCAGUUGGUGUUUUCUUUUCUUAAAAACAGUAAUUUCACAGCUGGUCGUGUCUUCAUUAGCAGGCUGACAGAUGUCCGCUUCUCCCGCAGAAGAUCUGCUCCAGCAGUGGGAAAGUGAGCAGGCACGUCUGAGGCAGCAGGUGCUGGAGGACGACACAGAGGACUGGCAGAGGAGCCCAGAUUUUUCAGGUCUGGAGCGAGUUGGUGGGGUGGACCUCUCCUUCAUCAAAGGGGAUGACGUCAAUGCCUGUGCCCAGCUUGUGGUACUCAGCUACCCAGAUCUGCAGGUGCUGUAUGAAGACAGUCAGAUGGUGACCCUGACGGCCCCCUACAUAGCCGGCUUUCUGGCAUUCAGAGAAACUCCUUUCCUUCUGGAGGCUCUGCAGAGGCUGAAGAAGAACCAGCCCACACUCCUUCCUCAGGUGGUGUUUGUGGAUGGGAAUGGUCUCUUUCAUUACAGAGAGUUUGGCUUGGCGUGUCACCUGGGAGUGCUGUCAGGGCUGCCCUGUGUGGGUGUGGCCAAAAACUUGCUGCAGGUGCAAGGAGUCAACAAGAGUGAGGAGCAUCAGUCGCAAAUAGCUGCUCUGCAAAGAGGAGGAGACAGCUUCCCACUCAUAGGCGCCUCAGGCAAAGUGCUCGGAAAGGCACUGCGAAGCUCUGACAAGAGCUCGAAGCCAGUGUACGUGUCUGUGGGCCACAAGAUCAGCCUGGACACAGCUGUCCGCCUCACACACGCAUGCUGCCGAUACCGGGUCCCUGAGCCAAUCAGACAGGCCGACUGUCGCUCCAGAGAAUACCUUCGCAUACACUUCCCAUCUGCAGAUACGUGAUUCAGAGAAUGAGGUAAGCGUAAAAAUCUUACACGUGUGGGUCUCACACUUUGUUGUACACGCUCACACAUACACACUCCAAAGUAUGUGUAGUGACUUCAUCGCUAAAGUAAUUUACAGUCUUAAAAAAAGCUUUAAAGCCAGUGACUCAAAGGAAAUUCCCCAAAUCCAAAAGUAAAGCCCAGAUUGUUGGUACAAAGCCUCAUCAUUCUCAUCUAAUUUGCUGCCGGAAUUAAGCAAAUCUAUUAUGUAGAUGAAUAAACAGAAGAUAGAGUUGUCUUCAAAAAACUGAAAUUGUCUCAGAGUCAGUUUUCUUACUGCUUAUUAGUUCAAGCAUUGAAGGGAGAGCGGCAGGAAGGAACCCGUAAAGCUGUUCCAAACAUUUAUGGACUGCACGGCACAAAUGCCGAUGUCUGUAAGAAAAUAUUUGAGCUUUAUCCUUCAUCCUCAGGGAGGUCAGAGGUCAUCUACAGUAUUUGUGAAGCAGCAGUCCUACAACUUGUCUUCUGUGACAGGAAAUAACUCCAUCCUGCCACUGAAGAGUGGACAAGUUUAUGUUGAAGAGCCUUUGACGGGUUCUCUGCAUUUUCAGGGGGGUGUGGACAGGCCAGAGGUGAACCAAGGACACUUCAGGUGAAGCAGAGACACACAGGCAGUCAGAGAGAGGCAAGGAUGAGGAGAGAAAAAGCCUUUGAUCCUCUGAUUCUCAUCUGAAAUAACAGGCAGCGCUGCCGAAUCUUACCCUACCUUCCUCAUUACGGAUCAAAGCUGCAGACAGUUAGCACACUCAGAUGCUUCGAAAACGCAAUCAUCUUUCAUUUUCCCGAGUAUUUUUAAUCGUGCACAGAAUCAAACCUUUAGGUCUGGAGUGCAGAUGCUCGAGCGAGCUCACACUCACGCGCUUGAGGAUGUGUGCACCUUCACGUCCCUUGAUACCCUACUUGGAAACAUAAUGGGAUGUCCGUGUUCAUCCGCUCAGAAGCUUCCUGACUUUGUGAAUCCUCUGAGCGCGCUCCACACUUUGAUCACCCUCUCUACAAAGAGACUGAGACAGCGAGAGAGGCUUUGUGCUGAGCAGGCAGGGCUACAGCGGGUUCCUCCAGGCCUUAACCCAGCUUUACCCUCUCACUCUCUCACUCCCUGCAGGCACAUUUGAUCAGAUGCACUGUACCUUAGUGGUUUGAGCUGAAGUACACACUUUAGGCAGGUAAUCGCUUCAUUUAAAGAAUAGCAAGACUAUGAUUUGUAUGCAUGCUGAACGUUUUGUAGGAAAUUGCUACUUUGAAAUGUUUUCUAUCAGAAAAAAGGGAUGUUGCAUAGGAGCAGGUGAGAACCACCUUCCUAACACCACACACAGACACAAGUUGCUGUGCUCUUUAUUUGUUGCACAGUGCUCGGAUUGGGCGUUGUGCCUCGAUACUGAAUUUUCAGCUGCCGUCAACUCUCCUCCUCACUGUAGCUCCUCCACCUGGUCCCAACGUGCUACUGCAUGAAUAGAGGAGGCUGAUUGGACGUUAUGUAACAGGUGUUCCACGCAGCAUCCCCUAGCAGUGCACCCUGAACCACCCGCCCCCUCUGUCCUCCCACAGCUGAGCCACAAACCACACCCCACUACCACAACACUUAAGUGGAUCCACUAUGCUUUCCUUAUUGUCUGUCUGAGCAUCAGACUGAUUUCAGUGCUCGAUUUCUGAAAACUUUUUUACUCCAGGAUCUGCAGGUUUCCAUCGCUUUUGUUUUUUUAGGGGCAGCCAAUUGAAAGAGGUUUAAAGCUAAAAAUGCACAUUUUUCAAGAGCAUAAUAGGUUCUUUUUCAUGCCAGUUUUUAAUUAACUAAAUGCUUUGUACUGUUUGUUCAUCCAUCCAUUCAUUUUCUUCUGUUUUGUUUUUGUUUUGUUUCUCUUCUCUUUCCGUUUGUGGUGGAUCAGACGUAAUGUGAUCAAAACAUAAGCCUAAAAUAUUUCAUCAUCCAAUUUUGUUUUUUAUCGUUAUUAUUUUUUAUUUUUGCGUGACUCCAAUGAUUUAUGAGCUCUUUUCCAACUGUGUUUGAAGCUUUAGACUUGUGAGGUAUUUCUGUUCAACAUCAUUUAAAGGAGCUCUCUAAUUUUGACCCGUUUUGGACACUUACUACUCCGGCAGUGCUAGUCUAUCUGAUUUAAAAUAUCUAACCUUGUGAAGACUCUGUCCCUGGGUGGCAGAGGAAGAGAAAUAGUCUCUGUGUCUGUCGGAAAGAGGAGAGACACACGAAAGAUGGAGCAGCAGGAGAGGAGACGAGGAGAUCCAAUAAAGGAGGGAAACAACAGGAGCUGCAGAAGGAGAGAGACAGAGCAAGAGUGUGGAAAAACAAAUCAAUGGCUGUGUAAGACAGAAAAGGAAAGGAGUCAAGGCAAGACGAUAAAAGCUUAUCAGUAAUGUGAGUGAUAGCGAGAUAUGCUGGAUGUGCUUACCUGUUGUGAUUUACUCUGCAUGACAGUUUGCUUCUGCCUCGGCUUCAGUUUGUCUUUCUGCUGUUUUGCCGUCUCAGUUCUGCAUUUAAACACAGCACAAAGUAAAUGACAGUCAUCAUAACAGUAUCCAUUAUGUUUACAGUAGGGUUUUAUGUAACCCUUCAUCUAUGGGCUGAGUGGGCUCAGUGGUCUACUUGGUGCUGUGUCUUUUACAUGGGAAUUACUGUAAAAAUCCAAGUCUGGAUUUAGUCUAUUCCAGCUGCCAUAGGGCGAGAGGCAGAGUGUACCCUGGACAGGUUACCAGUCUGUCACAGGGCUAAUACAGAGCGACAGACAGCCAUUAACACUCACAUUCAUGCCUAUGGCCAAUUCAGAAUCACCAGAUAACCUAACCCCACGCAUGUCUUUGGACCACCCAGAGAAUUGGGUCAGACUAUAACUAAUGAAGUUUCUGGUGAGCAUUUAUUUUUUGUGCUCCAUAAUAAUGUUGUCGAUUAAAACGAGACAGAGAGAAAACUACCAAGUUUAGUGAGUAAGGUUUAAAGGGAGCAGGGAAAGCAUAGCUUGUUUCAGAAAAAUUAUAAACUAUGUGGAUUCCCCAAGUCCCCAAGUAUAAGAUUAAUAUAGAUUAGUUUGAUCUUUUGAUUAAUUCAAGAACCAGGAGGAGCACAGGGUGACACACAGGUGGGCUACAUCUUAUGCAGAAGGUGCAUUCUGAAAAAGGAGACUCCACGGUGGUGUCAAGGGAAGACUGUAGCUAGGCAACAUUUAAUGAUAGUCUGUAGGAUGGAUUCGGAAAUCAAGAAGAGGAAGCAAGUGAAGGCAGACGUUAAGGAUUAAAUGGUGGAAGCUGAAGACGGAAGAAUGUUGUGCAAGAGUCCAGGACGGACUUGAGACAAGCUCUGAGUGGUAGGAAGGAGUUGCCAGAUGACUGUGAAAGUACAGCUGAUGCGGUGAAAGAAACUGCCAUGAAUGUGUUUGUUGUAUCCUCUGGAUAGAGGGAGAAGCAUGUGAGGCUGGACACUAAGGAAGGAGAAAAGGACUUUUGGCUAGGAAGAAAGAUUGAGCUGGAAAGUAUGUGCAUCUCCAUAGGAGAGAAAAUGACAGAGGGAAGAAGCUGAUGAGCCACAGGCUGAACAGGUUGAGUGCUAGUAUUAGUGAGUUACAGUAUGUCCAGGUUCUGUUGUUUCAUCUUCUGAUAGCCCCGUUGUAGCAUUGUCACAAACUUUCAAUAAGCCAUCUGCAAACUAUUCAGUUUGAGUUAGUGAGAUCAGUUCAAUCUACACCCUGCUGUUAUAUAAAUUUACUGCCCUUUACAAAAACAUUUCUAAAAUGUCAAGGAUAAUGUUGGAGAACUAGUCGGGCCAAGGUUGGGCCGAUGAGCUCUGUUGGGAGCAGCCGCACUCAUUAAAAACUUAUAGCAGUACAAGGACACAGCUUGUUGCUGGUAGUAUUCAGCAUGAGUAUUAACUGGAGGACGGAGCUACAGAGGCAUUUGGUGUUUCUAUUCUUCCACCUCAGAAACACAGGUACCACCGCCUAUUACCGGCUGUCAGUCUGACAUUUUUAAAACACAAUCACUCAGUCUCAGCUCACUUUGGACUGAUUAACUGGCCCGUCAUGAGCGAAGAUGUGUGUUUGUGCCCAGACUGCGUUAUAUUGGAGUUAAGCUAACAUCUUUUUUUGAGUCUGGCACGUGUUAGGAGAGAUUUUUUAUGCUUCUUCACACAAAUAUAUCUUUGUAGAAAUGUACUCAUUUUUAAUGUGGCGUACUUAAAAAAGAUACGUUACGUGAACUUAAUACUUUAGCAAAGUAAAUUAGCUCUCAUUUCUCUUCAGCAAAUUAAAGUCAGAAAAUAUUAGUGUAAAUGGCCUAAAUGUUUUUCUUAGAAAGCUAAGAAUACCUGUGCAAAAUUUUAAAGAGCAUAAGUAAAUGAGUUAAGUGGAUUUGUAUGGCUGGUGCAAAACAUAAAGCGCCAUUGCUCAGAUGCAUCUUAACACCUUAUGGCACUGUAACCACCCAGAUUUGUUUCACUGGACACUCCCCAUCGCCUGACUCUAAACCAUGUGCUUACACGACCAGCCCAUCCUUGUUGGUGCCGCGGUGGCAGAUGUAUAUGUCCAUGCAACUGGUCGUUUUUCACAUUUUUCUAAUCUUUGCAGAUUCGGUAAGUUUUACUGGAACUUUAACUGCUUCACAUCGUCAUGUCCUAUCACAGCAGACCGAGGGGUGGCUGAAGUUGUGUCAGAAACCUCUCCUCUGUUUCUAGUCUCAAUUAAGGUGGCCUGUUAAUAACUAAAUCUUGCUAAACACUACUGUUGGCUACACAAGCCCUAGAAAAUGCAACGAAAAUUAUGAAAUGAAACAAUAUGCAGAGUAAACUGCUCUGUAUGUGGGCAAAAACUACAGUUAACUCACUAUAAGUACAUAAACUCCACAUUUACCAAUAGGUUAAAGGGACUGAAAAACAGUAGCACAGGUAGAGGAGUUUCCUAAUGUUAGCUAACUUCAGUUACUUUGAACUGUAGCAUCAAAAACCUCGAGUCCAUUGAAUCAAACAGGGAUUUUUUUACUUUUGAAACAUGUCAUUUGUGACAGAGAGAUUAUUUUAGAUCAAAAGUCUUGCCUUAAGUUCAAAUUUAGUAUCAUUGUUAGAUUUCAGGUCGACACAAUAUCCCAAAGUUUGCUUCAUCAUUGCGUGCAGAGGGCGCCGCGGCUCAGUGCGUCCUGCAGGACUGUAGCCUCCGGCUGUGUGUGUCAGGCGCUCGGCCCAGACUGACCCAGACUGUAGAACAAACACUUCUUACGCCAACUGUGCUUCUGAGGGACAGUAAAUAAAACAUGUUCAGGUGAAUGAGGGGCACACAGCUGUAAUGAUAGCUUUUUCCUCUUACUCUCUGUGUCCAUCUGUUCCUCAUUUUCAUUCUCUUUGCUGCACGCACACACCAUCAAUUUACAAUUUAAGUUAAUGUGAAGGAGUACAGUUAGAGAUGAUUGUUAGUGAGUAAGCCGAUAUCAUUUGUGAGCCACUGAUUUACACGAGCAGAGGGUUAAACAAGUUUUCAGCAAACCAAAAAGCUAAACAUACAAAUUGGAAAGAGAAAACGGAGACGUAAACACAGUUUUUUCCCGUGCAAUAAAAUUUAUUGACAUUUCAGCUGUGUUCAUUUUCUACCUCCAACUAAAGUGAUAUAGAUAGUCUAGCUGAACAGUUGGCUUUUUAACAGCCAGUCUGAUUGUGUGCUCACUUCUGUUGGGUGAGAUUUCAUUGCUUUGUUCUCGAUGCUUUCUCAGACGUGUUACUUUGAUGAGUACAUGACACACAAAUAACAACCUAGGUUGUCAAAAACCAGUGUCAAGCUGCAGUAGGGUUGGGUUACAGCCUCCUCUGUGUGAUUCUGCCCCAAGCAGCAAAAAACACUGAUUAAUGCUGCCUUAAACCUGCAUUUUAAAGCGUGCAGUGUGUUCUCGGGGCUUGUUUUGUAGGCGUUCACAAUAACUGCAAAUCCAAACAUUUGGCCAUCAGAUUUUUCAUAUUUCUUCUGUUCAUAAUCAAAUAUAUGGAAUCGUGUUUUUAAGUGUCCAAUGAGCUGCCCAGCGUGUAUUUACAAUCUCUCUUUAUCUCUAACAUCCCCAAAUCCAAAUAUACUUUAUUACGCAUUAUUACUGUUUGUUGGGCUGUUUCUUUCACCGUUUCUGUUUUGCACUUUUUCUUUGUCUCUGUGUUUUGUGUGUGCGUGCAACAGAAAACAGAAAAUGCUCCCUGUUGAAUUUAAUGUUGAAAUUGAAGCUGGAAUUAUGAUGAAGCCAUUUUUGUCUGAAUCCCCCGAGGACUCCCUUCUAUACUUCUCCCGUUUCCUUUUCUUAUUAGGCUUCAUUUCACAGUCCCCACUCACUUGUUCAAGUUUCACUGGCUCAGCUUCAUCAAAAUUUAUUUGUGCUUUGUAUAUAUUUAGCUCCCUCUAAUCCGCUCUGUGACUCCUCCUUUAUCUGGCAGUCAGAUGCAAUCACUGGCACAUUCUACUCUGUGUUGAGAUAUUAGCAGAUGGAGUCAUUAGUAAUUUUGAACUAGUGAAGGGCAACCUUCAGCCAAGAUUUUUUUUAAUAACAUGACUCUCUGGCAUUUUUUUCGUAUCCAUGUUUUCUUUCUCUUUUCUUCUCUACUUGUUAUUGCUUGACUCUGGGUUGCCUUGAUGUGUGUUUCCCUUCCUGCACCCUUCCCAGUGGAGAGAGUUGCACAGCUAGCCUGAGGCUGACAUAGUACAGUAACAGUGAAGAGUGUGUAUACUAUGAGUGUGCAUUUCUGUGUUUAUGCAUUGAUGGGGUGAUAAGUAAGAAGACAAACUGCAAAAGGGUCGGGCAGUGCAAGGAUGGCCAGGGGUUUGCGUGAUCAGAUUUAGGAGGUUGUGAGCAGAGAUGAUGGGGAAGGAGAUGAAUAACGAGAUGAUUUGAAACCUAAAAGCUGGGAGGAGGCGAGAGGAAGAGUUGGCAUCAUUGGACUAUAAAAGAGUUUCUCUCCUUGUGUAUUUCCCAUUUCUAUCGGCAUUCUGUCAUCAGUUUCCACAUCAGCAGAGAUACAAAUUGCAUAGAAAACAGAAGAGAGGGGAAAGUAAAAAGGACACGUUGCACUUAAAGACUGACUCCCUGGGAUAAGAAGAGGAGGAGGAGGAAAGAGGAGAGGAGUAAGAUGUCGAGGGAGUUUCUAAAGGAGAAAAGCCGAUGCUUUAUCUGGAAUUCUGCAGAUAGAGAAACGACCCUCCCCUCUCUGUCUUUUUCUUCUUCUUUUUAUUUAUCCUCCUUCCCGUCUGUCUGAUGCAUCGGAGGAGAAACUGCAUUAAUUCCACCAUGGUCGCACACAGUAAACCCUCGGCAUCGCAUUUUGUGCCGCCUUGCCUACCUCUGGCAGGAUGCCGCUCAAGUGCUGAUAAAUUGCCACCACCCACCUCAUUUUUCACCGCAGCCGUCUCAUCGUCAAACACACUGACACAAAACCCCUGUAUGCUCCUCAGCAAUAACAAGAACAAUCGCUGAACCCCAGGAAUCAGAGACGAGGAGAUAGAGGGGAAGGACAAAUGGAGAGGUGGAUAAGUAGGUGUGUUCUAGGAAGGGGGCAGAGAAAUGAAAACACAGCUGCAAACAUUAAUUUAGUUUUAGUUUAACAUGCUUUGGGCAUCAUUUUCACAUUUGUCAGGAAACAUAACAUAACUUUGUGUUUGGAGUUUUGAUUUUUACAUUGAAUAUAUAGGAUAUACUGGAUUCCUGUUUUGACAUCUUUACCGUAAGCUUUAGUUUCAUUGUAAUAUUUGAAUAUGUUUUUACUCUUCUUCGUUUAGAGUUCUUGUUCUCUAUUUAGCUUCAGUUCCUUUUCUGAGUUUAUCUCUUGUGUUUUUAGUUCCCUCAGCUUUUCCCUGUUUGUUUCUCCUUUUGUCUCAUCUCUGUAACAAUGCCUUAGUCCCCCCUGUGUUUUUUAAGUGUUCAUUUUUAUGUCUAUGUUGGUAGCCUUUAAGUCAUUUCCUCUGUGUUCCCCCAUGAAUGAAUUCAUUUCUGAUUAUUAUUAAUCUUUGAUUUUUGAGGGGCUCCUUGUUUCAGUAUGGUGAUUGCUCAUUUUCUGCUUACUUUGAUACGUUUCCUCUUGUCUGCUGCUUUGGGUUUUGCUUCCUCCUUGUCUGAUGGUCUUCACCUGUGUCAAUUACCUGCACGUGCACCUCGUUCCACAGCUGUGUCUAAUCCCCAAGCAGCCCUCAGUUAGCAUAUAGUCCAGUCCUCCGUACUCUGUGAAGGUGUGCAGGUUCUGUGGAUUUUCUUCAUGUGCGAUCAACUGCUUGUUCCCCCCCCCCCCCCUUAUUUUUCUUUUGCCUCCUGCAUUUGAGUCCAUCUCUGAAGUCUAACUAAUCAUUUGCAAUAAUAUAUGAAAAACAACUUCAAGACACUGACCAAGAUAAAUCUUUCCUCAGUCCUCUAAACUGGCCUUAAUUUCCCCCACAGUUGCCAGUUCUGUUUUUAUAUCUUUCCGUUGCUUAUUUCAGGAAAGAAUGGUGACAUAUAUUUAUUUAUUUUUUGCUUGGGUCUUUUUUGACUCUGGGGACAAAUGUGAAAUAUUGUUAGUUUAAAGACCAUACUGAUUUUUACACAUCUAUGUACAAAGAUAAGUCAGAAAAUAUACAGAGACUGACAUUUAAUAGCAGAAUAGAGAACAGUGAUGUAUGGGAUCCACCGCCAGUAAUAAAAUAUAUAUAAAAAAGCACAAUGGUAGGUUGUGUCUGACCUCUUGAGGUUGUGGUCAGCUGCAUUUUUAAGGAGCUGAUCAUUAUGAUCCAAUAAAGGUGAAAAAGUUGCAGAAAUCAAGCAUUUAAAAAAAGGGGGUGUUAUUAUUAAAAAGACAUGUAAGUUUCAGGGUGUGCAAAAUUUUCAAUGAGAGUUUUAAAUGAUGAUCAAACCCUGAUGUAUAAUCAUGUUUCCAUACUUACAUGUUGUUCAGCAUAACAACGCAGGACAGUAUCAUUUGUAUGCAUUACAUCACCGUUGCUGUGGGUAAACAUGGUUGCCAUGUUAUGGCAGAAUUUCUUUGUGUAGUUUUAAGUAAAUUAAAGGUGAAAUACAGUUUUAUAUACACACACAUGGUCAUGUGAAUAGCUCUACUGUCCCCACAUGACACAAUGUUUCACCUACAGGAGGAUUUCAUUGACGUCGAGUUUUCAAACGGUGGCACAAGAGGAUUAAGGUCUUUUUUUUUUCCAGCUGCUGAUGAGUUUUGAAUUUAAGCUGUGUCACUGCACGACACGACAAAUAUUUGUUGCCUGCUUCCGUAUCCCAACAGUGCCAUCAAUUCCAGCCACAUCACGGUAAAAAAAUUCCCCCAGGCAGUCGUGUUGGAAGGUUUGAGUCACACCGCAGAUUCCUGCCGCAUGCUGCUCUGUUCACAGGACACCGGUUCAGCAGGAGAAAGGUCUUUGGGUGACUCAAAGAUGUGGAAAGACACAUAGACAAGUUAAUCAAUUUCUCUCUGCUGCCAUCAUGCUUUGACCUUUUCUGCUGGUGAAUAAUGUCAGUGAGAGGGAGUCAUGCCUGAUAUCGAGGUUCAUGCACUGAUGAACCGCUCCAACAAAUCACUGAGUGGAAAGAUCUUGUUUGUCUGUUUCUGAGUAAAAUGUGGGGGUACAUCACACCCCCUCUGUGUCUCCAUAUGCAGGAAGAACUAUGACUUGGAGAAAUUAGAGGAUUAUUGGGGAACAAGACUUGUAUAAAACUACUGCUGUGCUUUUACUAAACUUGUGGUUAGUUUUGUGGGACAAAUAACUAGAGACAGUUUUACUAAAUGGAUAAAUUAAUUCCCAUUAGUUCUGGUAUAACAUUUGUUAACAGUGAUGUUAAAAUAAUGUUUUUGAUUUGCAUGAGGUGUGAUAAAGUUUUACAAUUCGACUCGCAACUUGCAAGAUCAAGUGCAUCUCUGCACCACUUCCAGCUCAUCCUCCAUUUUCGAUGUGUCGGUGGUGUGUGCUGAAACUAGUCAUCUGUCAACUGGAAUUUCAUUUUGGGAAAGAGGAUAUAGUUACGAGAAGACGAAUCUUCAGGGAGGCAGGAAGCCACACUUUAGGUUGUGUGCACUGAAAGUUCUCCCUCAGAUGUGUGAUGAUGUUACAGGAGAGGAGAGUGCUGACAGUCUCACCCUGAGGGAUGAAGCCGAGGUGCACAGCCCCGUCAGUCUUUAAUAAAACAGAAAAAACCAACAAGCUUCCUGGCAACAUUGCUGAUCUGUUGCGCGGUGUGUGGACACUUUCACAAAACCGGACAGUUACAUUCUGGAGAUAUCUGUAAUGUGCUUUAUUAUAAGUCCAUGUCGAAAUUGUAGUAUCUGGUCACAUGUUGUCAGGACAUCCAGAAAAAUGUGAAAAUAGACCAUAGACUGGAAAUAGAAGCUCAAAGGUGCACAAUAAGAUAACCUUGAAGUGGAUUUGAUCUAAAUUUGGGUUGAAUUUUGCCACGUUUUGACUGAUUUGCUGCUUCACUGUACAGUAAAUCACGAGUUAAAUUUAAUACCAGGUUAGAAAUUUAAUGUUAUUUCUCUCAAAGAUAAAUUCCAACAAUUUUAACACAGUACGAUCAGUUUACCUUUGGGCUCUAUAGUCUGAAUCUAUGAGAAAUGACUCAUCUUUCUUCAGGUAUAAAAUGUCUGAGGAACAUUUCUAAAUGCACUGAGACAAAUAAUCCAAAGGGUAAUUUUUUUAAGUUUUCUUGGAAAAUUCCUCCUUACUCUGUGGAUAUACAAAUACUACUGAAUCAUCAGAGUAAACUUUGUAAGUUGGAGAACUGUAGAAUAUUUUAGUUCCUGAAGACAUAUGAGUCAAAGUGAUAAAUCACUGUGCCUUUAGUCUGAACAAUCUAGCCAUGAUUAACUGCUUGGUUCUUAUUGUGCAGUAAAUUAUUCUCCCUUUCAUGCGGAUAUGCUGUUCCUAUCUUCAAUGCCGUGUUAGAGGCUAAUGAUGAGGAGCUUCAAUUGAAUUUUCACAGCAUCUAAAUGUAAAAGAUGAAUGUUCAGAGAGGGUGUUUGACACGGCCUUUAAUGACACUUUUCUUUAUAUUUCUGAAAGGCUAAACCCAACAAGAAACACUAUCAGGCUUUGUUCUGUUUCGUAUUCAUUCUGCCAGAAAUGAAAAACAGUGUCUCUUUGACCUCGCACCGUGUCUCCACCUUUAUCUGCAGCUUCCUGCUCUGUUGUGGCAACCUGACAUGUGAGUGAUUGAUAGACGGUGGGGCUGACACCGCCUGGUGCUUGACUUAUAACGACAAGUGCUCUGCUGCAGCAUCGGACAAAUUGCCUUGUUUACAUCCAAUAGAAGCCUUGGCGCCAACACAGCCAUCCACACCAGCAUCACACCUGUGUGUUUUUACCCCAAGCAGGUGUCUUCACCAUCAAACUUCUCACAUGGCCUCCCUGUAAACUAUAAAAUCAAUUGGGCCUUUUUUUCCCUGAGGCUUCUAAAGACAAAUCAAUUGAGGACGAUCCAUUGUAAUAAGGACGUAUCAGCCUUGGACGAGGCAGACGAGAUACUGGGGGUUAUUUGAUUUUCCUGCGAAGGGAAGAGAGGCUCAGCUGACAAGGCCAAGGCUUUUGUUUUCAUUGAGUGGCUAUUAUGUGAAGUCCACCCCGCUUAGUGUCUCCACUGUUGCUGGCAGCAGACCGCUGCGCUCCCACUUGUAAGGUGCUUUAGUCAGCAGUGAUGGUCGGCUUCAUCAAGAGUGGGAUUAAUUCUCUCAGAAGCCUUUCCCACCGACGUGGACGUUUUGGGCAUUAAUGAGAUUCCCACCUUAGCUUUGUUGCAUAACAUUGAACUGUUGUGUUAAACUAUUGAGUUGUGUGUUCACUAGGGUGCCUGCUGGUCCAUGAUAAGGACGUUAAAGUCCAGCCAUUUAUGUUCAAGUGUUCAGUGCUUUCGUUCAGAGAACAGUAGCUUUAUUAAACCUUCCAACCAAUGUUGGGGCAAAAUGAGCUGAGCCACCAAACUUUGAGGCUUGUUUGUUGUUUUUCAAGCUUUAAAUAGCUUUGGAUGAUUUAAACAGAUUUAAGUCAUAAAACCUUUGUUUUAAUUUAGCUUUUAAUGAGUGCACCAGUUUUUUAUUUCGCUUUAUUAGUUUCUUUUGGACUAAUAAAAAUUUUAAU